AUAAUCGAAGUCCACACUGCAGUCAUCAAUGUUGGACUCUGAACCAGGGUUCAUCUAUAAAACAUUCAUACAUCGGGGGUCCCAGUUCUCCUCAACAAAGACAUUCCUGGGAGAGACUAUUCCAUCACGAUGAGAUCGGCACAUUGCUCAAUUUUAUUUCUGAUCCUUCUGGCUGGAGUCUGUCCUAGUCGUGUUACCUGUUGGUGUUGGACGGAUGCAGCCCUUGUCGGAGGAGCUACUGUAGUAGGUGUCGCUGCGACUCCUUUUGUAAUAUCAGCCGGGCUAGGAGCUCUUGGAUUCUCUGCCGCCGGGACAGCCGCUGGGUCUGCUGGAGCCGCCCUGAUGUCCACCUAUGGCGGCAGUAUCGCCGCAGGCAGCGUCGUCUCUGUGAUGCAGUCGGUAGGCGCGGCUGGUGUAGGAGUAGCUGGUCAGGCGCUAGGUGGCGCCGUGGCAGGAACCACUGCCUAUGUCAUCAGCGGCGGCAAUUGUAACCCUAAAACUCACGAGUGUGAAAAAGAAAGGCGUUAACCUCCGAUUAUUGGAUUGCUCACCCGUUUAUAGCAACUUUUUCUAGCACGAGAGGUGGAUAUUGUUUUUGUAUUUUGUUUUUUAGCAUUGAUUGACUGGUGACAGGUUAAACGGCCAUCACGGAAACUGAACGCUCGAUAUAAGUAGAUCAGACGACCGUGUUCAUGAUUCAUGAACUAAUUCAAAUAUUUGAAAAAAAAAUUGAAUGCAUAAAAAAAAGAAAAUAAAUAAAUAAUAAAAAUGAAGCACUAUGAUGACAAGGAAAAAAGGGAAAACCAUCAGCAAAUAUGGAAAAAUAAGACAUAGGAUAUAUAUGACAUUUUUAGAAAAAACAAAAGAAUGAACGCUUACAAGAAAUAUAUUUUUGUGACACACUCCUUACUGUAGAUCCCUCUUUCUGACUCUCUAUGUCUCUCUCUGUAUCUCUCUGUCUCUCUCUCUGUCUCUCUCUCUGUCUCACUAUGUAUCUCUCUGAUUGUCUGUAUGUCUAUCUCUGUCUGUCUGUCUCUCUCUCUCUCUCUCUCUCUCUCUCUCUCUCUCUCUCUCUGUCUCUCUCUCCCUCUCAAUACAAGUUAACACCUCACUUUUCAUCUCUCUCUCUCCGUCUCAAUCUAUCCAGUUUUUAGUGUUUUUUCUCUACUUCUCUCUCUUUUUCCUAAUCUCUCCCUCCCUCUGUCCUGCAACCCUACUUUUUAUCUCCCUCUCGCAAUCUGAAUUUAUCUAAUUUCUUUCUCCACUUCCCGCUCAUUCCUAUCCCAUCUCUACCCCCACCCCCUCUGCACUAUCACACGCCCUCUCUAAAUCUAACUUUAUCUCUGUUUUCACUCUUUAUUUAUUAUUUUUAAGCCUUUAGGAAAUU
Messenger RNA from Pecten maximus, 1387 nucleotides. Its product is annotated as interferon alpha-inducible protein 27-like protein 1. The transcript has 3 exons. The record is from RefSeq and is a predicted model, not a curated record. Gene Ontology annotation, cellular component: membrane. Bases 130 to 528 code for a protein of 132 amino acids. NCBI's taxonomy places the organism in Eukaryota, Metazoa, Mollusca, Bivalvia, Pectinida, Pectinidae.